This is a messenger RNA of Lachancea dasiensis, 2826 nucleotides long. NCBI's taxonomy places the organism in Eukaryota, Fungi, Ascomycota, Saccharomycetes, Saccharomycetales, Saccharomycetaceae. The record is from the annotation of a GenBank genome assembly.
AUGUCAAACGCAGCACAAAUAUUCUUCAGAAUCAAUAGCUCUAAUGAUCGAAGUUCAUCGUUAGAGUGGAAUAACCCAAUCGAGACCUUUUGUCUACUGGUAUCAAGCCCAGAAAUUUCACCCGAUGCUUUCAAUGAUGUCUUCACACAUGCCAUGUCCCAGCAUGUUCCUUACGAACACUUAAUGCAGCUCAUCAACUCAUCUCCAGAGUUCAAUGUACUAGUGCUGCUUUUUAUCGAGGUGGUGAUUGAAGAUCUGGUAAAGCAUCAAUCUGGAAAAGUAAGUGCUUCACCCUUGCACGCCACUGUUCACGAAUACAUGUACAUAUCGAGCACAGCAGUCAUCAAUCAAAACCUCCAAUCUCUUGCUAUAGCCUUCCAGGGGAAAUCCGCUGAAAAACCAGGUAUUUCUAAUAACAUUUUUCGGUGCGUAAAUGCAUGGAUCAACUAUACGAUUAUGGCCCGAAGCAAGUCUUUUGGAACCAUGGACCUGAGUGAGACGUUCGAGAACAUAAUCCGCCUUAUGUGUCUCUAUGACUCAACUCAAGGAUUCCCUUAUUCCGAGACAGUCGUAUCGAUUCUAGGUGAGAUUUUUGCCAAUGACCCAACAAUUUUAAGCUACGACUUGAGAUCAGCAAUUGAGGGCAUUUUCCUUGGAGUUAGCAUGGCUUCCAAUAAUGAAACCAAUGGCCACGAAUGGAUGCUCAACUAUAUGAAUCACCUUGUCAUCAACCAGAUGCACGACGAAUUGAAGGAUCUUGCGCUCUGUGUUGUAGAUUUUUUACAAAUAAGCAACCUGGGAGUGUGUAACAACUUAUUCACCCAGGCUUCGGCAGGAGAUUCGAGGAAUCUAGACCAGUACAUCAAGGUUCUCUUACAGAUGACGAAUUUCACGUUGGUUCCUGUGUUAGAAGAAUUUUUUUCGGUCAGAAUGGUGGAUUUCUGGCUAGACCUUUGCGAUGGCUACAACAACCUGGUAAGAGAGACUUUCAAGCCAGAAACACCAGAAUUAGCAUCAAACCUCUUUGGUCAGGUAGUAGAAAUAUAUCUACCCAAAACUCGCUUGACGAAUAAGCAAAAAAUUCUGGAAGAGGGGGAAGAUGAGACUUUACUGCAUGAGUUUGACGACUUCAGAAAUGCGGUCCUUGAUUUGAUAGAAUCUAUGUGGUCCGUGCUAGGUAACGAAAAGCUGACCAACAAUUUGAUUGCUGGUAUCGGCCAUCUAACUCCCAAUUCUGGCGACGAUCUCUUUCAGAUUGAAGCCAUGUGCUUUUCCCUCAACAGAUUACUUACCGAUAUGAAUUUGGGUGAUAGCCCUGUGAUUUGUGCCACUUUACGCGAAAGUACUUCGUUUUUAACAAAUAUUCUGUUGCUGGUUCAGACGGGGUGCCAACAGAAAAGUGCCGCUAAUGGCAAAGAAGCCCAAAUUUUGAGCACAGAUUUUGUUAAGACUGGAACUUCCUUGUUGGCUACCGUUGCAGAUUACAUCAAACAAAACGAUGAAGACUUAGCCAAUUGUAUGGACAUCAUGUUUAGUUCUCUAGAACAAUGUGGGAACGCCGAUGAAACCGAUAUCAAAAUCGAGUUGUUUUUGACCAAGUGUACUACCAAAAUUUGCGAGACUAGUCGGAUGAAACUAGCAUCAUAUUUGCCCACCUUCACCAAGAUUCAAAAUGCUAUGGUGCAACAGUCGUCAAAAGUUUCAGACUUCACGAAACAAAAAUUCACUCGUUGUCUUGGGUAUAUAAUCCAGGACUAUACGCGCGAUGGACCCGAAGCUCAAGCACACUACUUGGCUACUGUCAUAAAUACAAUACAGGACGAGAUUUCAAACCCUCAGGCUGAUAGAGCACAGAUUUUAUGCUUGCUGAAUUGUUUCUCAGAGUUGGGCAGUGCCAUGAUACCACCCGAGGAGCCCGAAGAUUCAAACAAUCUCUUGAGCGCGGCUCAAUUCAACGAGUAUUGGAAGGCUGAUCCCCUACAUCUGCGAGAUGUAACAUCAAAUCUAUUGGAAAAAGUGCUUUCUCAGUUCGAGAGAGAUUCGGAGUUUAUAGAGGUGGCUUGUCUAAUCAUGGGUAAAAAACUAUCGCUCACUGAAGAUGAGCCGCAUUUCUUAGCGUACUCGAUGCAGGAACUGAUGCAGUUCUUACUAAAACGGUGUGUUGAAUGCGAACCCACUACGGGCUUGCCCUAUAUCGUGUACUUACUAGGGAACGUGGUUAGUCAUUAUGGAGCUUCCUUAAGCUCCCAGGACUUUGGUUUCAUGCUUUCAAAGUUCUUUUUGGAACAACAUCGUGAGGCCAUCGCCCACGACCCAGAUCUGACUCAGAUGAUGAUAACUUUUGUGAACUCAGUUUUAGAAAAGCGACCAUCUCUUGUAAUUCAUUGCGAGCACUGGUCUACUUUCAUUAUCCCUGAGUUUCUGGGCUUCCUGGUCUCGAAGGAGCGGUUCACCAUCAGCGCUGUUACCAAGUUCUGGACCAAAGUAGUGAACAAUAAGAAGUUCUCCCGUCACGACGAGGUCACCAUCUGCGAGCAAGUAUGUGCUGUAGGCCCCCAACUCACCACUCAGACCAUGGGUGGACUGCUGCAUGCACAGCGAUCGGAUCUAAACUACUACUCAGAUUUCUUGCGGGCUCUCGUCGCGCGCUACCCACUACAAUCAAAACAAUGGCUGACAGCAGCACUCCCGACUUUAUGUGACAAUCCUGCCACUCACCAACUACUCAUUGAAAAACUGUUUGUGACUCGAGGUAGCAGAGCCGCCUCCAACGCCGUGCUAGAAUGGUGGUUAACCUGUAAUGGUCUUCCCAGGUUAACGUCAUAG